AUGGCGCAUGCGGGCGUGAGAUUGAUUGCUUGGAUUACCAGCCUCGCUGCAAUUCUGAUGCUCGCAUUUGUUUGUAAAGAGUGGUCUUCGAAGAGCCAGGUUAUCAUCGCUGGUGCUGUCGGUUGUGCAAUUGCAAUGCUCAACGACAGCUGGGAGGUUCUAGCAGUGACAGAUGCUUCAUUCACAGUCCCCAGAUUAGCUGCCUCUAGAAGAGUCCUGCACGACUUAUUCUCCCUAGCUCUUUGUGUUGGCGGAAUCAUUAUGAUGUGGGUAUCAAACAUCAAUAUCACCGAAGACAAGAACGCCGAGCAGAAGCGUCAAGAGCAAUGGCUCAUGGCUGCCCUGUGGGCUUUAAUCGCCGUGGUGUAA
This is a messenger RNA of Fusarium musae, 369 nucleotides long. RefSeq lists its product as uncharacterized. The record is from RefSeq and is a predicted model, not a curated record. Lineage: Eukaryota; Fungi; Ascomycota; Sordariomycetes; Hypocreales; Nectriaceae. The transcript is spliced from 2 exons. The coding region runs from base 1 to 369 and encodes 122 amino acids.